AUGGGUUGCUGCGCGUCCACACCGUCGCAUGACGUUGAUUCCCAGGGCGAACAAGAAACCACGGACAGAUCCCAAGAGACUCGCAAUUCUAUCGCCGAGACGACCAUUCAGACACAAACACAGCCUUCCCGCCGCCGCACUCGACGCGCGCCCGAUUUACCGCUGAGCGAACACUAUAAUGAACCGGUGCGCCUGCAUAUUUGGUAUAGCAAGCGACGUGCCUGGACUCGCGCAGAUCUGGACCGCGAACGCCUCGAAUUCUUCGAGACUCGUGUUACCGGGCGCCCGGAGGUAUGGGCCGCCCUAUCCACCGCUAUCAACUUGAUGCGCGAUGGUGAUUUCGCCACGGCACAAAGUAUUGUCGACGCAGUGGGUGUCACUAUUCCGACCGGUGAUUUGUGCGAGGGAUGUUAUGACGAGCAGGGUGUCCUCUACCGCUUGCCGCAAUGUAUUGUCAACGAUCCGGAGAACAUGGCGAAGACGAAUCCUCCUAGUGCCAACUCCACUCAGGAGGAGAUUGGGCACGAGCAGGAUGGGGAUACUGAGGCGCUGUCCGAUGGGAAGCUAGCGACAGAUGAUGCUUCAGGUGACGAGUUAAUCGCGGGCGAUGCCGAACGCCGCCGCGACGAGAAGGGCAAAACGAGCGAGCGCGAUUUGAUCCGUGUGCAGGCCCGUCUUAGUGAUCGUGACGGCCCGGAUCUGAUACUGAUGGUGAGCAAGGGGCAGAGUGUCGGCUUCUUGGCUCGUAAAAUUCAGCAAGAGGGAGAGAUAUCGACUCACCAGCGCGUACGACUCGCUUACCUCGGCCAUAUGCUAAAAGAGCAAGAGUCGCUGCCCGAGCAAGGGUGGCAGGAUGGCCAUGUCAUCAACGCCAUGGUAGUAAGGCGACCCUCUCUCUAA
Messenger RNA from Penicillium maclennaniae, 900 nucleotides. Its product is annotated as ubiquitin domain-containing protein. Lineage: Eukaryota; Fungi; Ascomycota; Eurotiomycetes; Eurotiales; Aspergillaceae. The transcript is spliced from 3 exons. Gene Ontology annotation, molecular function: protein binding. The coding region runs from base 1 to 900 and encodes 299 amino acids. The record is from RefSeq and is a predicted model, not a curated record.